AUGGCCUCCGACGCGCUGAGCAGCUCCGACUCCUCGGGCUCGGAGUCGGAGUUUGAGAAGGAGGAGUCUGCGACGAGCAUACUGGACACGGCUGGGAAACCACAGCUCACCGUCAAGGCCGUGGCCGGGGGGAUCGUUGCAGGAUGCUGCGGCUCCUUCCUUGCCGUCUACUAUGGCUUGAAGACAGGCGUGACGCCGUCAUUGAACAUCAUCUCGGCGCUCUUGGGCUUUGCAGCGGUGCGACUGAUCCAGAAGUCUGGCAUCUCCAAGGGUGACUACACCCCACAGGAGACCUGUGUCAUCCAGACCAUGGCCGUGGCCUGCACGGAGGUGGCCUCGGCCUCCGGAUUCUCCUCAGGACUCCUUGGGAUGACCCGCGAGGCUGCUGAGCUGACAAAGAUCCCUGGCAGUAGCCUUACCGACGUGGUGGACCUACCUCUCGGCAAGACCAUGCUGUGGAGUAGCUCCAUUGCCUUCUUCGGCCUCUUCAUCGCUUUCCCCCUGCGGAACUACUGCAUCAUCGAGCGCAAGCUGCUCUUCCCCAGCGGCACCGCCACGGCCACGGUGAUCCGCACCUUGCAUGCGGACCCUUCGCACGUGCGGAAGAGCUUGAAGCUCUUGGCUCUCUUUGCAGGCAUCACCUGGGCUUGGAGCAUGUUCCUCUGGACUUUCCAGGGCCUGGGAGAAUUUCCCCUCUUCGGCUUGGCGGCGGCUAAGUACGGCUGGCAGAUGGACUGGGACCUCUCGCAGUUUGCUAUCGGCAUGCUCCUGGGCCCCAACAUCAACCUCUCCAUCCUCCUGGGCGGCUUCCUGGGGAGUGGGCUCCUGGGUCCUUGGGUGCAGAGCAACCACCAGUGUGAUGCCUCACUGAAGGGCGCCGGGAACCCGUCCUGCUGGUACUAUUCCGAUGCACCCAAGUAUUUAGACAUGAAGGCUUACACCCUGUUCCCCGGUAUUGCCAUGGUAGUGGUUGAUGGCUUCUAUUCCAUCGUCAAGCUCAUCUUCAUCGUGAUCAAGGGCUUCACGAGGCCCAACUCUUACUCAAACGCUGGGGCCGCAGAGGAAGGCGUGGAUGACCUCACUACGCAGCGGGAGCUGAUCCGGAUCUUCACGGGUGCGAAGAUCCCUCCAUGGGCUUACAUCGGAGGCUAUUUCGUGGCCAUCACAUUCUGCAUCUGCAUGGUGACCUGGCUCUUUGGCGUCGUUUGGUGGCAGGUCUUGAUGGCCAAUCUGCUGACACCGAUCUUCGCCGUGGGCAUCAUCAUCGGCAUGGGUAUGACCGAUUGGAACGUCUCCAGCAGCUUCGGAAAGCUGAUGAUGUUCCCGCUGGGCAUGCUGAAUCACGGCGGCUCCGUCAUCCCGUCUCUGGCCGUCUGUAUGAUCACCAUCAGCGGCUGUGGCAAUGCAGCGGCGCUGAUGCAGGAUUUCAAGACGGGCUACCUGGUGGGAGCCAGUCCCAGGACCAUGGCAGCAGCGCAGCUCAUCGGCGCGCUCGCUGGCUGCAUCGUCGCUCCAUGUACCUUUCACCUCUUCCGGAGUGCAUUUCCGAUCCCAAACGAUGAUCCGCACGCCUUCGUCCACGGUGUGUAUGGCCCCAUCUAUCGGGCGUUGGCUGCGAUAACCACCUCCGACGGCUUGGGCGCGCUGCCCAAGAACUGCGUCUCCUUCAUGCUUGGGGCUGCGCUCUUGGCCCUUGGCCUCAACGGCGGAAGCGACCUCGCCAAAAAGACCUGCUCGGGCUGCCAGCCCUUCGUGCCGAGCACCAUGGGGAUCAGCUUGGGGGUGCUGAUUGGCCCCUAUAUCGGCCUGGACUUUUGCUUGGGCAUGCUGCUCCAGCACUUGUGGCGGUUCUCAAGCCCCAAGCGGGAGCAGAAGUACAGCGUCAUCGUGGCGAGCGGCUGCCUGGCUGGCGCCGGCAUCUCCACUCUCUGCCAGGUGUUCCUCAGCCUUGGAAGCGUCUCAUCUCCGAUCGAAGUGAGCUUCGCCGCCGCCAAGUGA
Molecule: messenger RNA, 1998 nt
Organism: Symbiodinium sp. CCMP2592
Lineage: Eukaryota; Dinophyceae; Suessiales; Symbiodiniaceae
Source: the annotation of a GenBank genome assembly